AUGGACGUCGAUCGCGAGCCGCCUAAGGAGCAGCCGUCGGAGGAUAACAUGCCCCCGACGUCCGACUUUGUCAAGAAACUGUACAAGAUGCUGGAGGACCAGUCCUUCCACGACGUCGUCUCGUGGGGCCCGCACGGCGACUGUUUCGUCGUCAAGGACAUGAACGAGUUCACGAAAUCUAUCCUACCACGCAUGUUCAAGCACUCGAACUUUGCCUCGUUCGUCCGCCAGCUGAACAAGUAUGACUUUCACAAGGUCAAAAACACAGACGACACCCAAUUCGGGGAACACUCCUGGACGUUCCGCCACCCCGACUUCCACGCCGACCGCCGCGACGCCCUCGAAAACAUAAAACGCAAAGUCCCCGCCGCCCGAAAAUCCUCCUCCCGCACCGCCAACGCCUCCUCCUCCUCCGCUAACCCGCCCCACCCCUCCGGCUCUCCUUCGCCCUCCCUCGGCGGCGGGCUAGGGAGCGUGAAUGUGAGCGGGGCGACGAUCGAGCUGAUGCAGGCGCAGAUUGAGCGCCUGACGCAGAGUCAGAGCGAUAUGAGCGCGCAUAUUAGGAAUUUGGAGGGGAAUUAUCAGAAUGUGUUGGGGGAGAUGGUGCAGUUUCAGAAGAAUAUGGCGCAGCAGGAUGCGUUGAUGCAGAAUUUGAUAAGUUAUUUUUUGAGUAUGGAGAAUGGUAGGUGA
Stereum hirsutum FP-91666 SS1 is the source of this 690-nucleotide messenger RNA. Its product is annotated as winged helix DNA-binding domain-containing protein. The transcript has 3 exons. The record is from RefSeq and is a predicted model, not a curated record. Gene Ontology annotation, molecular function: sequence-specific DNA binding; DNA-binding transcription factor activity. NCBI's taxonomy places the organism in Eukaryota, Fungi, Basidiomycota, Agaricomycetes, Russulales, Stereaceae. Bases 1 to 690 code for a protein of 229 amino acids. Gene Ontology annotation, biological process: regulation of DNA-templated transcription.